This is a messenger RNA of Mercenaria mercenaria, 6801 nucleotides long. RefSeq names its product protein madd-4-like. Gene Ontology annotation, biological process: extracellular matrix organization. Gene Ontology annotation, molecular function: metalloendopeptidase activity. The record is from RefSeq and is a predicted model, not a curated record. Bases 481 to 3504 code for a protein of 1007 amino acids. The transcript is spliced from 16 exons. Gene Ontology annotation, cellular component: extracellular matrix. NCBI's taxonomy places the organism in Eukaryota, Metazoa, Mollusca, Bivalvia, Venerida, Veneridae.
UUGGCAUGCGUCACUGCCCUGUUGACAUGCUUUUUUUCACUUUCAGUGACAUUUGCUUUUUCAUUCAAUUGAAUAAAAAAAGAAUAUAAUUAUCAAUAAUUGAUACAGACGCUGCGUUUUAUUGUUGUUACUUAAAAUUGCAUAAUGAAUAAUUUGUAAUAACGAACGGAGACUUUACUUCGAGUCUUGCGCGUGCAACGAUGAAAAGAGGUUUUUAUGCGACUUCAUGUCCAAGCAUUUGGGGGAAAAGAUUAAAAUCUGAAGUUCGUCUCAUUCACACAGAUCGGGUGUAAAAUAUUUUAGAAGUAUAUUUCAUAUUUAGGAAAAUAAUAUAGUGAGAUGAGACAGAUAUCAGUUUCUGUUUGUGCAUUGGAUGUCUUGUGAACAUUUAAACUGGAAUUUAUAUCAUUUGUUUGAAUGUGAUUUUUGCAACAUGUUGACACAUAGAUUUUAUGCACUGGAUAUACUUAUAUUCCUGACAUGAGGCGUUUUUGGAUCAUUAUACCAAUUUUGGUGAUAGCUUAUAAUGUCACUGCGGAGUGGUCAGAGUGGGGGAAAUACGGCGACUGUUCGAGACCCUGUGGCGGAGGAAUUGCCAACAAGACCAGAACUUGUUUAGGGGCUUCACAUACCUGCACUGGCACACAUAUACGUUACAAAGUCUGCAAUACUUUGGGUUGUGGAAGCGAGGGCCUCUUUAUCAGGGACAAACAAUGUCAGACGUUUAACAACGUAUCAAUUAAAGAUAAUUACUUCCAUUGGGUACCGUACCAUAGUUCGGCAGAACCAUGCGCCCUCUAUUGCCGAACUGUAGAAACAGGCUUCAUUUUGAAAAUGCAGACACAGGCAUGGAACGGCACUGCUUGUGGAACGAAUGGAGGAGGGGUUUGCAUAGGAGGUCGUUGUAAGAAAGUCGGUUGUGACGAUAUUGUUGGCUCGAAAAGAAAACUAGACCCAUGCGGAGUAUGUGGUGGUGAUGGGACGUCAUGUGACACAGCACGUGACCAUAACAGACGACAUAACGAGGCUGACGUCAUACGAUUCCACUGGGAUAUAGGAUGGAGUAUGUGCUCCAAGACGUGUGGGAAAGGAUUACAAGUUCCGUUUGAAGUGUGUAAAGAUUCAGACACGGGGCUAGAAGUCGCUUCCACGUUCUGUUCAAGUCUGGAUAAACCACCACUUCCAAAGACCAGGGAAUGUGAGGAAAGUUCUUCCUGUAUAUAUAGGUGGCACACCUCAAAAUGGGGCUCUUGUAGUCGCACGUGUGGGGAUGGUUUCAAGUAUCGCCGUGUGGUUUGCCUUAAACAUCAUAACUCCAGCACAGAGCACGCGCCAGACCGGAAGUGCAGGGAUGUGAGACCGAAAGGAAAAGCGCCGUGUUACCUCGGAGAUUGUCCCGAAUGGUUGACCGGACCCUGGUCUCAUUGUUCAGUGUCAUGCGGAUACGGCCAACAGAAACGCAAAGUUGUCUGCCGGGCAUCGUCGUCAGAUUUGUGUAUUACUGAACACAAACCUGCAGCAGUUCAGAAAUGUUACGCCGGCAAGUCUUGCGAUCCAGGAAGUUUCCAGCAAGACGAUUCUUCUGUGACUGAGCACGAUUUCUUUGAUGAUGCCAGACUCCAAGAUUUGUUCGUGUUGCCGAGAUUCGAGGUGUCUACGUGGGGUCCGUGUUCGGUGACGUGUGGCGUCGGUUACAGGCAUAGGAAUGUCACGUGCAAAAAGGACGGACAGGUCGUGCCACUAUCUGAAUGUGAAGGAAUUGAGCCUCACAGUAAACGCGAGUGCCACCAAGGCAAGUGUCCACUGACAACUUCCGGCGACGCAGCGUUCGUCUGGCGGCACAGAAAAUUCAAACCUUGCAGCCAAACGUGUGGACGUGGAGUACAGUCUAGUAUACUGGAGUGUGUUGAUGUGAUCAGCGAUCGAACUGUUGUUGACUUCCUGUGUGAAAGUUUGAUUAAACCAGGUCCGAUAACUCAAUAUUGCAACAAUUUUGAUUGCCCUCCUGCAUGGCGUGUUAGCGAGUAUGGCGCAUGUUCAGUGCCCUGCGGUGGCGGCAGACAGUCACGAAAUAUUGAAUGUGUGCAGACGACUUCCGAUGGUGACAUGGAAACACUUCCAUUGUACAGAUGUCCUGACCCAGUUCCACUGUCAGAAAGAUCAUGCAAUCUGAAAUUUUGUCAAGCAGAGUGGAACACGGGAGCUUGGGCAGAAUGUUCAGUUACUUGCGGUAUGGGAUUUGAGUCUCGGCCAGUGUUUUGUGUAAAACACGUCAAGACAGACUUACAGGUUAAUGUAUCAGAUACCAAUUGCAUCGGGCCACGCCCACAAACUACGAGACCCUGUCACUUUGGAGACUGUUAUAAAUUACAGCAUCUUCCGGAAAUAAAGGAGAGAAAAGGAACCUUUAUUCAAACCAAAAGAACGAAAAGGAUACGCCUUUAUGUUGGAGAGAAGGCCAUUCUUUUGCCUAAUCAGUCUGUGAAAAUUAAAUGCCCGGUGAAAAACUUCCAUAAGAAAUUAAUUUUCUGGACUAAAAACCACCGGUUGAUCCCGUUAGUUGGACGUGUUCGGGUUUCUUCCAACGGUGCUCUAAGAAUAACACGUGCAAAUCCAAAAGUGGACACGGGCAUUUUCACUUGCAGUGCUGGACUACUUCAUGCAACUAUAAACGUGACGUUUCAGUCGAAACGUGAAGCGAAAUUGCAGGCGGAUGAAAUUUUAGAUACGAUAUUCCAUGCAAAUUUUAACGAAAGUAAUUUCCAAGCCGACGGUGCAUUUAAAAUGAAAAAUACAAAAUAUUUACAUAUUAAUUCAAUAGACGAUAGAAGUGCUUAUGACUAUUCUAGUUUUACCACAUCUAACUGGACAGAGUGUUCCGAAAAAUGUGGAUGGGGUACACAAAUGAGAAUAGUCACGUGUAAUCACGUGACAGACAAAUUUAUAAGACUUUUACCGGAUGAAGAAUGUUUAAAAAGAGGUCUGAAAAAGCCUACCUCAGGAAGAAAGUGUAUUAUUGAGCCAGAAUGUCCAUUUUGGACGGCGGGAGAGUGGUCAGAGUGUGCAGACGACAACUGCGAAAAAGUAGGCCAUUCCGUGCAGAAGAGAAUUGUAAAAUGCCGCUAUAAGAAUGGGACGCUGGCUAAAGCAUAUAAAUGUAGCGGGGAACGACCCCCUUACCAACAGCAUUGUAAAAAUCCAAACUGUACAGCAGUAUGGCAGACUUCAAAGUGGUCGGAAUGUACGCCACUGUGCGGCGUCAAGGGACGAAAGUUGCGUACGUUAAGUUGCGUGUGGGUAACAAGCAAACUGCCAGCAUUUGACGUGUGUAGAAAUAAAGCCAAACCAUCUGUCUCAAAACCUUGCAAACCUGCGCCAUGUAGACAUAGCACAUGUGUAGACAGCUCCUCAUACUGUAGCUUAGCCGGACAAUUAAAGAUGUGCAGAUAUCACAAAUUCCGCCGGAAAUGCUGUAAAACAUGCACUAGAGCCAACAUACGCUAGUGCAUGUGUAGAUAGUUUCGCAUACUGUGAUUUAGCCAGACAAAGGUGUGUAGAUAUAAAUUCCACCGGAAAUGACGUAAGCUAGUACAUGUGUAGACGGAUCCGCAUACUGUUAUUGAACCGGACAAAGACUUGUAGAUAACUCAAGUUCCGCCGGAUGUGUUAAAACAUGUUCUAGAAUGAACACUAGCUAGUGCCAUACGAAUAAGUGAUCAUUGUACUUACUGUUAAUUUAAUGUUCAUAAAGAGUAGUGUAAUAUCAGCGUGUGUAAGAUGUACAUAUGUACAUGUACUGAUCUUUUCCAAAAAGGUCAUUCCUUUUAUUUAAGCCAAGUGUAAAUUUGUUGUUUGUUUUUAUAUAAGAGGCCAGUACUGGUUCCUCCCAGUGAGUAUCGGUGAUAUACACUGGACACGUUAAAGAACCAGACCUUUCAAAAAGAGCUAGGCUUACUAAGCUGGACAUGGCUGUGUCUGAAAAAGUAUAGUUUCUGUCUCGAUCUUACUGCUCUGUGUCUGUAUUGGUAGGGGUGUCUGAAAGAUAGGUUUCUGUCUCGAUCUGUCCCUCUGGUCAGAUAGUUCUGUGUCUGUACUGGUAGAGGAGGCAGAGGAUGAACUUGUGACCUGUCCUGAGUGGCUGUCUUUGUAUGUCAAGCACCGUGAACGUGUUUGUACUGAAAGGUGUGCUACAUAAAUCUGGUAUGAUAAUUGUAAUUCAUAAUUUGAAGUUAAUAUACGGCUUGGUUGUACCUGCUUGGCAUAAUGGCACACCUAGUAUCAUAAUUGUGCGAAGGCAUUAUGUCAUUAUGGAUCGAAGUCAAUGACCAGUCUUUUAUUGACCGUUUUAUUAUACACAGUAUCUUCUAUUUUAUCUUGGAAUUUUCAUUUCAUCAUUUUUUCCAUAAUCUUAUAUGCAUCAUUCAUUGAUUGAUUUCGGCAACAAUCCCGUCAGUAUCUGAAAUCGGUCAGCACCCUCUCACUUGACUUAUUGACGUUACUGCAUGACGUUGGCAUCCGAACGCGCCGUCGUUCCGGUUACCCGUGGUCAAUUUGAUUAUGGCGCGUAAGGCACACUGCGCCAUUUUGGAUCUGUCAAAAGCGGCCGCAAUGACCGUAUUCUUUUUGUUACUAUUUAUACAUGUAUAAGGUAUAUAAUACUAUGACAUAAUAAAGCAUGUCUUUGUCAUUUUUCAUUGUUUUUUUUACUUAAAAGCGAUUGAAUUGAUGUUAAGUUAAGUAUUCAAUUAUGAUACGUGGCCGAAAUAUAGACUUAAAAAGUAGCUGCAACAAUGUUUUAAAUAUUUCUUUAAAGCUCCGAUUUUCCAAUACUAAAGAUAUUUAUUCAAACAUUUGUUGUUUUUUUAUUGGAGUAUGACAUCGCAACCAAAAUGAAGCAAUGAAAAACCAAAUUGAGUCUUAAUUGACUGAAAUACAUACGGACUCUGUACUGCAGCAUGUCACUUGCAUUUCGGUUCUCUAGGAUUGUUUAUAAAAUCCAGUUUUGCCUUAAUACGCAUGUUGUGAUUAGGGCAUUGUAUUUCCAUACACACGUCAGGCAAGUAAUAGAAUUAAGGUAUCAGGUGCUAAACACGAGUUUUAGACCUGGCUGCAGCUUGGGAAUCCAGUUUGACAAAUUGAAACUUUCUUUUUCAAUGCCAAUUAUCACGAAACGGCACCAGUUUAGCGGGAUGUUUAAUAGUAGGUUUUUGAUAUGUUAUGGAUAAAGCAUAAAUUAACGACCAAUUCCCAGAUACAUUACAGACUUAACACUUAUAUGACGUGUUUAAUGAUUUUUAACCCUUACCCUGCUAAAUUUCUAUAAUAAACUUAUCCAUCUUUCAGUUUGGACAGUACCAUUAACUGUUGAAAAGGGGUGCUUACCAAAAAGAUACUGACUGAAUAGCGAACAGUGCAGAUCUUGAUCAGACUGCACGGAUGUGCAGGCUGAUCAUGAUCUACACUGGUCGCAAAGGUCCAGCAUGAUAAGGGUUAAUAUGAAAGGUGAUACUGCUAUUUUUACUGCUAACAAUUUCAUUACAUCAAACUACUCUUACAGCUUCGUUCUAGUUGCAUAUGAAAUUUUAAAAGUUUACUGUGUGUUUGAUAAUAAAUAUAUACAUUGAUUUUGUUUAUGUUUGUAUUUAAUUUUCAGAAUGUUGCAGUGAUUAUUUUUGUACUAUAUUAUGUCGCAAUUUUGAACAUUUAAACACUGUUAGUUCCUUGUUUUAAUAUGUUGACACCUUAAAGUGUGUUUCGUUGUUGAACUUUGUAGUCAGUUUCAUGGUUGAAUAUUUUAACACUUAGUAGUGAGUUACCAUGCUUAACCAUUUAAACACAUCACCGCCGGUUAGAUGUUUUAACAAUUGAACACUAGAGCUUUACGUCAAACUGCACACUUUAGAAAGGUAUUUUCGAAAUUUGUCAGAAUGCAUAAAAAGCAGGGGUUUUCUGUAUUGAAAUGUGCUGUAUAUGAAGGGUUUCACAAUGGCUGAGAUGCCAAUCGUUUAGUCCAGAGUUCUCGAUUCAUAUUCACUGCGGAACGGCAUUGCCUCCUAUUUAGACACAAGGGGUGCGUUUAAUAAAAGUUAGAAAAACAUCUGUCAAAAAUACGGCUUGAGGGUAAAUCUGAGUUAGAAACUGUGUGGUUCAAGCAAAGUCCUAACUCAGUCAGCACACAAAUAUGUGUAUAUAUUUCUGGAACAAAUUUAAAGUGAAGGAAUAGCCAUGCCGCGUAAAUUCUUUUGUGUAACAAGUUGAGAAAAGUUUGUACAGAAUGCGAAGUUUCAUCAGUCUUCUUAAAAAACUAUGAUUUUAUACAUUCAAACCUACAUUUGCACCCCGUCGGUAUUUUGGCAUUUUCUUUCAUAUUAUCACUGACAACUUUCUUGAAGUGUAGAAAUACUUCGCUCGAAAGUACCAAAAGUGACUUGUAUUUGCAUCUUGUAUUAAAUUCAAAGUCAACUUACAAAUGCAUAAUGUUUAAACUGGGAACGAAUUAGUGGUCUUAGGAACAGAUGGUUUCCGUAUCUGUCCCCUGUCUGUUCCCACUGAUCUUUCACGUACAUUUGUUAUGCUUCAUCACUAAAAUACGAUAUUCAUUACAGCUAGAAUGGACGCAACUUAAAUAAUAUCACUUUUGUGGGUUUUAUUAGAAAAAUAAAAAUGUGUAAAAAUACUGUUCAUGUGACUUUAUUUGUUUAGUUCUACGGAACCACAUUUUGAUUAAAUUGUGCCUUGUAUAUAUUAAAAUAUAUAUUUUAAUGACUUAAUAAUUUUUCUAAUAAAUUGUAUAGAAACUGC